AUGGAGUUGAAACCUUUGCUCAGGAAAUUUGGCACUUUAGUACGUGCGAUACUGACCUUCCUCUUCGCCCUGGUGGUGCUGGGGGUGAUGGUAUGGGCUUACAUCGCUGGCUUCCCAAUCAUCACAUCCCCUUACGGCAUCAUCUCCUUCGGCUUCUACGGUUUGCUUCUCAGCAUCCACGUGCUGAUUCAGAGUCUGUUUGCCUUCAUCGAGCAACGGAGGAUGGCUGCCAGACGCAAGCCCUGCUCCUACACCAAGACAGUGGGCUUCACAAUCUCCGCCUAUCAGGAGGACCCAGCGUACCUGCGUGAGUGCCUGGACUCGGUACGAGCGCUCCAGUAUCCCUCGCACCUGAUGCGCGUCAUCAUGGUGGUGGACGGCAACUCUGACGACGACCUUUACAUGAUGGAGAUGUUCAAGGAGGUCUUCGCUGACCAGGACCCGGGCUGCUUCGUGUGGCAGAACAACUACCACACGUGGGACCCCACCAACGGGGCCAGCCUCGAGCUGGACGCCAGCGACGGCCUUCGGGAAGAGGACCCCCAGAGGAGAGAGGUGGAGGAACUCAUUCAGACCAAGCGCUGCGUUUGCAUCAUGCAGAAGUGGGGAGGCAAGCGGGAUGUGAUGUACACCGCCUUCAAGGCACUGGGAUCGUCAGUGGACUACAUACAGGUGUGUGACUCAGAUACGAAGUUGGACCCCUUGGCUACCUGCGAGCUCGUGAAGGUGCUGGAGAGCAAUCAGAAGUACGGGGCGGUGGGGGGAGACGUCAUGAUCCUCAAUGAGAAGGACUCCUACAUCAGCUUCAUGAGCAGCCUGAGAUACUGGAUGGCUUUCAACAUCGAGCGCUCCUGUCAGUCAUUCUUCGACUGUGUCUCCUGCAUCAGUGGCCCCCUUGGUCUUUACCGUAAUGACUUAUUGCAGCAGUUCUUGGAGGCUUGGUAUAACCAGGAGUUUCUUGGGAGUCACUGCACUUUUGGAGAUGAUCGUCACCUCACAAAUCGCAUGCUGAGCAUGGGCUAUGCCACUAAAUACACAGCUCGAUCCAAGUGUUACACAGAAACUCCAGGACAGUUCUUACGAUGGUUGAACCAGCAGACGCGUUGGACAAAGUCCUACUUCAGGGAGUGGCUGUUCAACGCCAUGUGGUGGCACAAACAUCACCUCUGGAUGACCUACGAGUCCAUCGUGUCAGGAAUCUUCCCCUUCUUCGUCACAGCCACUAUCAUCAAGCUCUUCUGGACAGGCACCUUAUGGGACAUCAUCUGGGUCCUUUGCUGCAUCCAGCUCAUUGGCCUGGUGAAAGCGGCGUAUGCCUGUAUAUUGCGUAGAAACCUGCUGAUGGUGUUCAUGUCACUGUACUCUGCCCUGUAUAUGACCAGUCUCCUCCCUGCCAAGUACUUUGCCAUUAUCACGAUGAACAAGAGUAGCUGGGGCACAUCGGGUCGCCGCAAGAUAGUAGGUAACUACAUUCCCCUAUUACCGCUUUCUAUAUGGGCGGCCAUUUUGUUAGGAGGAAUGUUUUACACCAUCUACAAGGAAACACAGGCGGACUGGAGAACAAUAGAAAAACAGGAGGAGUUGAAAUUUGUAGUCUUUGGAUCGAUAGCGUACAUAUGCUACUGGACUAUCAUGAUUUCAGCAUACUGGCUAGUGUUCUUGAGAGUCUGUCGGAGACGAUCAAAGGCUUACUCUUUAGAAGUUUAGGGAUGUAUGUGGAUAUGU
This is a messenger RNA of Clupea harengus (Atlantic herring), 1725 nucleotides long. RefSeq names its product hyaluronan synthase 1 (gene has1). Gene Ontology annotation, biological process: polysaccharide biosynthetic process; extracellular matrix assembly; hyaluronan biosynthetic process. Lineage: Eukaryota; Metazoa; Chordata; Actinopteri; Clupeiformes; Clupeidae. Gene Ontology annotation, molecular function: hyaluronan synthase activity. Gene Ontology annotation, cellular component: plasma membrane. The record is from RefSeq and is a predicted model, not a curated record.